AUGCAUCUAUUUCUGAAAAGGAGUGUAACGAGAACAAUCAUGUCGUCCUCUACUUCUAAAAUAGCCCAACCCAAGUGGAUUAAGCCUGAUGCUAUUAAGGAGCAGCCUGCUUUGAAGCUUUAUAACAGUUUGACGAGAAAUAAAGAUGAGUUUGUUCCAAUUUCAAAAAGUCGUAAGGUAACUUGGUAUUCUUGUGGACCAACUGUUUACGAUGCUGCCCACAUGGGACAUGCGCGUAACUAUGUUACGAUUGACAUUAAUCGUCGUAUUUUAGAGGAUUAUUUUGGUUAUGACGUUGAUUUUGUUCAGAAUGUUACAGAUAUUGACGAUAAGAUUAUUAUCCGGGCUCGCCAGGAGCACUUGUUUGAAAAAUAUGUUUCUGAAUGUUCCAAGGUUGACGAUGCAUGUCUGAAGAAGGUUAAGGAGGCUAUUUUGGCCUAUAUCAGUUCUAAAGUGGACUCGAAGAUCGAGACUAUUGAGUCGUACAAUGAGUGGGAAAAGAAGAUUGAUCUCGGAAAAGUUAAGGUUGAGGACCCAAAGUUGGCAAUGCAUGUAGCAGCAGUGCGUAAAGCUGUUGAUGCGCUGAAUGGUCAUGACCAGAAGCCAGUUAGAGAGUUUCUAGAUGCCGUUAAGGACGUUUUGGUACCUGUCCUCGAUUCUGAGUUUGGCGCGUCUAUUACUGAUCCUGAGGUCUUCAGGAAGCUUGCAGCUUAUUGGGAGCGCAGCUUCAACGAAGAUAUGCGUCGUCUGAACGUUCGUGCUCCUACUGUGACCACCAGGGUCUCAGAGUAUGUCGAUGAGAUUAUCACUUUCGUGAAGCGCAUUAUUGACAACGGCUACGCUUAUGUUACAGAUGAUGGUUCAGUAUACUUCGAUACAGUGCGCUUCGAUAGUGCUCCCAACCAUGACUACGCCAAGUGUCAGCCAUGGAACCGUGGCCAGCAUGAUUUGAUUGCCGACGGCGAAGGAGCGCUCUCAUCCUCAUCAGGGAAGCGCAGUGCCAACGAUUUUGCGUUGUGGAAGGCUUCGAAGGCCGGUGAACCCCAGUGGGAGUCUCCAUGGGGUGCUGGUCGUCCAGGAUGGCACAUUGAGUGUUCUGUUAUGGCCAGUGACGUCCUUGGGUCAACAAUUGAUAUACAUUCUGGAGGUAUAGAUCUUGCAUUCCCUCACCACGACAACGAAUUGGCGCAGUCCGAGGCUUGUUUCGAGAACUCCCAGUGGGUCAACUACUUCCUCCACACUGGCCACCUGCAUAUUGAAGGUCAAAAGAUGUCUAAAUCACUCAAAAACUUUAUCACGAUAGAAGAGGCGCUGGAGAAGUACAGUGUCCGCCAAAUGAGACUUGCAUUUGCGUUUACUCAGUGGAAUAACCAGCUUGACUUCAAAGAGAGCGCAAUGGCUGAGGUCCGCGCUUGGGAGCAGUCGGUCGGCAACUACUUCCGCACUGUCCGUGCAUUGAUACACGAGUCCAUGGAGAAGGACGUCACCACUCGCCAGUCCGCACCAGAGGCUCAACUGCGUCGUGAACUCGCAGAGGUAGUCGAACGUGGUCACGUGCAACUCUGUGAUAACCUUUCUGUUGGUCUAGUUCUGAGAGGAGUGGCUGACAUUGUUGGGAAGGCCAAUGUCUAUAUUGCCGAGAGAGGCAAGGAUGUGCGUAUUGAAGUGCUUUCGGAAAUUGCCCGUUACGCUACAAAGAUGAUCUCCCUAAUAGGUAUUGAGGUGCGUUCUGAUGGCUUAGGUUGGAAGGAAGCCGAGAAAUCUACGGGGGAAGGCUUUGAGGAGGAUGUUCUUCCAUAUGUGCGGUGUUUAUCGCAUUUCAGAGAUGAGAUACGUCAACUUGCGCGGAAUAACGCGUCAUCUAAAGAAAUUCUACGGUUGGCCGAUGUUCUAAGAGACGAGCACCUUGUUAAAUUAAACGUGAUAUUAGAAGAUCGUCAAGAGGGACCUGCCCUAGUUAAGUUCAUUGACGAAAACGAACGUAAACGGUUGGUUGAAGAGCAAGCCGAACGUACAAAGCGAGAGCAGCAAAGGAAGGCUGCCGCUGAGGAAGCCCGUAAACGGGACGCUGCUAGAAGAGAAAAAGCACGUGUUCCUGCGGAGGUUAUGUUUUUGCAGAGCGCAGAAUAUAGUGCGUGGGACGAAAAUGGUGUACCAGUUUCAGAUGCUAGUGGUGAGCCCUUGUCGAAGUCGAUGAAGAAGAAACUUUUGAAACAGUGGCAGCAGCAGAAGAAGCUAAAUGAGGAGUUUAAGGAAGAAAGUACUUAG
This is a messenger RNA of Eremothecium sinecaudum, 2268 nucleotides long. RefSeq names its product cysteine--tRNA ligase (gene CRS1). Gene Ontology annotation, cellular component: cytoplasm. Gene Ontology annotation, molecular function: cysteine-tRNA ligase activity; ATP binding. Gene Ontology annotation, biological process: cysteinyl-tRNA aminoacylation. The record is from RefSeq and is a predicted model, not a curated record. NCBI's taxonomy places the organism in Eukaryota, Fungi, Ascomycota, Saccharomycetes, Saccharomycetales, Saccharomycetaceae. Bases 1 to 2268 code for a protein of 755 amino acids. The transcript has a single exon.